UUUUGGGAAAAUGGAUUACAUAUUAGGAUACAGAAUAAAUUAUUAGACGAGUUAUAAAAUUAUGAGUGUAAAUUUAUCAAUACAUAAUAUGUUCACAUAAAUUCAUAAUCCAUACAAGUAAAUUUCAUUUACAUAAAAUGCAUGAGUUAUAAUAUGGACGUAUAAAUAAAAAUUUUUUUAGUCAUUGUCUGCUCAAACUUGCUCGCUUUUCGAUUUGUUUAAGGAAGUUUAAAAGUAUAUAUUAAAAUGAACAUGGAUUCACCGUAUGAAAAUUGGGACCCAGCACUCACACGUUUGUUGACAUCUUUGAAAGAGGUACAAUCAGGUAGUGAAGAUGUGGCUUUUCUUAGUGAACUGCUGCAGUCUAAGCAGUUGCAUGCCUUGGUACAUGUUCACAACAAAAUUGUGGCUAAAGGCAAGGAUGACAAAUUUUAUCCUCUACUCUCAAAUGCUAUGCAGGUUACACUUGAGGUUUUUGAAGUACUUGGUGAUAAAACUAAAAUUUCAAAAGAGUAUGAAGAGUUACUAAGUUUAUUGCAGAAGCCACAUUUUCAGGCAAUUUUGUGUACGCAUGAUGCAGUUGCUCAGAAAGACUAUUACCCCCAUCUACCUGAUAUUCCACCUGAUACUGAUGAUGAAGAAGAAACUGUAAAGAUUGUACAAUUAGUCAAAAGUGAUGAACCAUUGGGUGGAGCACAGAGUGCAGAACCAAUUGUGGGCGCAACAAUCAAGACUGACGAAGAAACCGGGAAGAUAGUUAUCGCUCGAGUGAUGCACGGAGGUGCCGCUGAUAGAUCGGGACUCAUCCACGCCGGCGACGAGGUCAUCGAAGUUAACGGAAUCAGUGUGGAAAACAAAACUCCGGCCGAUGUCUUGUCUAUAUUACAAAACUCCGAAGGCACGAUCACGUUUAAAUUAGUACCGUCAUUCGGUAAAGGCGGUACGCGGGAAAGCAAAGUCAGAGUCCGAGCGUUAUUUGAUUACAAUUCGUCCGAAGAUCCUUAUAUACCCUGUAAGGAAGCGGGACUCGAUUUUAAGAAGGGUGACAUCCUCCACAUCGUUUCCCAGGACGACGCCUACUGGUGGCAAGCGAGACGCGAAGGCGAUAGAGUUAUGAGGGCGGGGCUUAUACCGUCCAGGGCUCUGCAAGAAGGUCGCAUCAUUCACGAGAGACAGACCGAUCCCCAGACUAUGGAUGGUAAGCCCGCCCUUUGUAGUCCGUCUGCGUCCAGUUCUGACUGUGCCCCGAAAACGCCAUGUUCACCGACGCCGACGGCCACAGCGCUCCUGCCCUGCAAGUCGAUUCCGAAAGUCAAGAAGAUCAUAUACGACAUAACGGAGAACGACGAUUUCGAUAGAGAAUUGAUACCGACGUACGAGGAGGUCGCCCGGCUGUACCCGAGGCCGGGUCUGGUACGCCCGAUCGUGUUGAUCGGAGCGCCCGGCGUCGGCAGAAACGAACUGAGACGGAGGCUCGUCGCUACGGACCCGGAGAAGUACAUCACUCCGAUACCGUAUACGUCGCGUCCUAUAAAAUCAAGCGAACAGAAUGGUAAAGAUUACGUGUUCGUAACUCGGGAAAAAAUGGAACAGGAUAUAACCGAUGGGAAAUUCAUAGAGCAUGGUGAAUACAAGGGCAAUCUUUAUGGGACCGCUGCCGAAAGCGUCGAGACUAUUAUUAAUACUGGUCGUGUGUGUGUGUUGAGUCCGCAUUGGCAGGCCCUAAAGAUGCUUCGAACUCCGCGCCUGCGUCCCUACAUCGUGUUCAUUAAGCCUCCGUCCUUGGAGAGGAUGGUCGAAACGCGGACUGCGGCAAACGCGCGUUCCACAUUCGAUAAGGAAUCAUCCAGAGCAUUCACGGAAGAAGAGUUCACAGAUAUAAUACGGUCGUCCAAUCGUAUUAAUUUCUUAUACGGAUACAUGUUCGAUGAAGAGGUGGUGAAUGAAGAUCUGGCCAGUGCGGUGUCUCAACUACUCAAGGCCGCUUGGAGAGUUCAGUCUGAACCGCUGUGGGUACCUGCUUCAUGGGUCCAGUAAAGAAAAAUCACGCAAUAAUCAAUUAUAUACAAUGUUUUAUCGCUGUUGUCUUAUACAGUGGUUACACAAUGACAAUUAUACAUCAAAUAAUAUGUCUAAAGAUCGUGCUGUGAAAAGAAAAUUUAUUAAUAUACCUAACAAAAAAAAAAAAAAAUUAACAAUGGUAAUUGUUUUAACGGAUGCAAUAAUUAUUUUUGUGAUUGUGUGCAAGCUUUCUUCCUUGUGCUGGCAAACAAAGACUGUAAAUUAAAUCAAGUGCACCCAUCGAACAUAAUAAUAGUAAUAUUUUUAUUAGAUACCGGUAGCUCGUAUGAUCUGUAGAAAAAUAAUAAAAUUUACAUUAUAAAUCACAAAUAGGCAAUAGAGAAAAGUAGUUUUCUUAGAGGAUGGGGGCAUUUUGAGAUAAAUGAAUUAAAAGACUUCAUGAUAUUGACAGUCGAAGGAUUAAGAAGCACGUUUAUUCAUUCACACAUUGAAACGCUUAUUUUCUUAUAUAAGUAGAUAAUAAUUUUUUUAAGUAAUGUUUAGUACAAUUUUUUUGCACACGAUGCUAGUGUUCAUAGCGAUUAAUUAUUCAAAUUUAGUUUCGUAGUUUUAGAAUAUACACGUUGUGUACCUUGAUCUCAAUUCCAAAGGGAAAUAGAAGAAAAAAAAAAUGAAAAAAAAAAACGACUUGCUUACAAUAAAAAGCAUUGCUUUAAGUUUAAGGCUAAAAAUACCUAAGAUAAUUUAUAGAAUGGCUUGUUUUUUAUUGGAAAUAAUUUCAAGUAUUUUUUUGAGAAACGGUGUUCAAUUAAAUUUAAUCGUAUGCACAAAAGUAUACAAAAAAAUUCGUUCCACUUUUAAUAUUAGUAUAAAUAAUCGUCGAAUAAAAAUUGUAUAUUCCUUUAAAAACCUUAGAAAUAAUACGCCGUACAGUUUCUAAAAUAAUAUAUUUAAUUAUUAUUAUUAUUCCUAAACGUUAAGUUUUGAAAGAAAUUAAUUAGUAAAAAAAAACAAUAGUUGAAAUACUAAAAAUAUAAAAUGUUACUCCCAGUUCAUGUACUUUUGAUAAUUAUUAACUACAUUUUCCAGAAACCUGGCACUAUUUAUUGAUAAAUUGCAAUUUUUUUAAAUAAAUAUCUUAUCUUAAAUCUUAAUUAAUAUAGAAAAUCGAAACAACAGAAUCUUGUAA
This is a messenger RNA of Bombyx mandarina (wild silkworm), 3211 nucleotides long. RefSeq names its product membrane palmitoylated protein 7-like protein metro (gene metro). The record is from RefSeq and is a predicted model, not a curated record. NCBI's taxonomy places the organism in Eukaryota, Metazoa, Arthropoda, Insecta, Lepidoptera, Bombycidae. Gene Ontology annotation, molecular function: protein binding.